Alexandromys fortis (reed vole) is the source of this 3841-nucleotide messenger RNA. RefSeq names its product peroxisomal biogenesis factor 11 gamma (gene Pex11g). Bases 104 to 829 code for a protein of 241 amino acids. The transcript has 5 exons. Gene Ontology annotation, cellular component: peroxisomal membrane. The record is from RefSeq and is a predicted model, not a curated record. Gene Ontology annotation, biological process: peroxisome fission. NCBI's taxonomy places the organism in Eukaryota, Metazoa, Chordata, Mammalia, Rodentia, Cricetidae.
GCCGGUACUGGGACAAAGGGCCGCAGCUGCGCCUGCGCCAGCCUGCAACCCCUUCCGGAAGGAGUUUUGCCCCCGCCCAGGGUGACAUCACGAUCGAGUUGCCAUGGCGCUGCUGAACAGUCUGGCUUCCUCGCUGGAGUCCCACAGGGGCCGGGACCGCCUGAUCCGGACACUGGGGUAUUGCUGCCAGCUCGUCGGUGGGGUCCUAGUGGAACAAUGUCCCAGCAGGUCUGAACUGGGAAGGCGCUUGCUGGUGGUGUCAGCUCAGCUCAGCCAUUGCAGGACUGUCUUGCGACUCUUUGAUGACCCAGCCAUGUUUGUCUACACUAAGCAAUAUGGCCUGGGGACAGAGAAGGAGGACAUCUUCGUCCGAUGGUUGUCUGUUCUGAGUAACAUGGCUGACCAGCUGUACUAUCCAUGUGAGCAUGUCGCCUGGGCUGCCGAUGCCAAGGUCCUCCAGGUGGACUCUGCUGGGUGGUGGACACUGAGCACAGCCCUCUGGAUUCUCUCUCUGCUCCUUGGAGCUGUCAGGUCUCUGUGGACGGCAUUGAAGCUAAGACAGAAGCUGCAGAAACCCACAGGCACCUUCACCAGCGAGCUGCCCAGGAGCAAGCGGAGGGCCAUGGAGGCAAAGAUGUGGUCAGAGGUUUUAACUCUACUCAGCAACCUGGCUGACCUGGCCAACGCUGUGCACUGGCUGCCCCCAGGUGUCUUGUGGGCUGGCCGCUUCCCUCCUUGGCUGGUGGGCCUCCUGGGCACUAUCUCCUCCCUCCUCAGCAUGUAUCAGGCUGCCAGAGCUAGCAACAUAGCUGAGGCAGACAGCUCUUGAUGAGGCCCUGGAGUGGCAGGUGGAGGACACGGUGGGGCUCAACAGAGGACACAGAUUCCCAGAGUGGGAACCACUGGCCAGGGGUGCAUCCAUAAUCGUGUACCCCAGUAACUGUCCCUGUGUGGGAAGGAAAAGGGCUGAUAGAUCCCAGGUCCCAGUUAGGGCAUCAUGGGAAAUCUGUUCCUUUGGGAAGUGGGGGGGGGGGCACAUGAGGAGGACCCCAGGACUCUCAGAGUCAAAGCCAGGCUUGCAAAGUCCCAGGAGUACUCUGCUAGAACCCCCCACUUGCUGGCUUACCUGAGGGUGAGUGGGAGACAUGCCAUGCCUUGGGUCGGGCACUGGGGAACCUGGAACACUGGAAUGCCUAUUAAAUAACUUGGUACGGGGCCAGUCUGUACGUGAGGUGAUUAGAGCAGUCACAUGGUACGGUUGGUUAUACAGGUGCAUGGAGCAGUAAGUGGGAAACGGCUGUCUCUAUUCCUCCCUUGGGGGCUCCCUCAGCCUCUCAGUAUCUGACUACCUCUGCCACUGAGCCGGGCCUGGGAGAAUGUUCUCCACUUCCUGCAGUCCUGGGAGGAAAACUGUAGGUUGCUGCUUCCAGGAAGGCCACACCUAAAUGAGAACAAUCAUGCCAAUAUCAAGGGGCCACGGAGCUCUAAGCUGGGGACAGGCCGUGCUUGCUGGCCUCUGAAGACGUGGAUUUGUGUUCUGUAUCAGAGAGACUAUAGUAGGUAGGUUUUUUUUUUUUAAAUCAGUUUAAGUUUUUAUUACAUUUUAGUGUAUGUGUCACCGUUUCCACCAUGUGAGGCCUGGGGAUCGGCUCGGUGGAAGCACCUUUACCCACGGGGCCAUCUCAUCUGAUCCCGGGUAUGAUUUUUAAUCCGAAAGCCAAAAAUGAUGUUUGGGAAGCACUGGGCCCAGCCUGGUAGACUAGAUACCACAGCCUUUGAACUUUACAUGAUACUAAUCUUUUGUGUGUGUGUUUUCAGACAGCCCUGCUACAUAGGCCAGGUUGCUUCCCUGACCCUCCCAAUUUUUGGUACUAGGGAUGAUGAGCCAAAUAUUCUACUGUCGAGAUACAAUGAUCCCAGCCCCCACCCUUUUGGUGUUGGCCAGAAGUCCAAGAAAUUUUGGUUUUACAGAUAGGUGUUCGUGAGCCACUGGUGUGCUGGCAGCACUUGGGAUAGUGUGGCACAAGAGUGAACCCAGCCAAGCACCCCAGCCUCUCACCUGUGGAGCACCUGUAGGCCAGCAUCAGGCUCCUGACCCUGGGGUGGUCGCAGCUGCUCCGCUCUCAAGGACAUCAUAUUGGUGUCCUGUUAUCUGUGCCCCACCUGAAGGUGAGCCCAUGCCCUCACCUAGUCCGGGUACCAGGAGGACAGAGUUUGAUCUGAGGCCCAAGCCUGGGGUGGGAAGGCCCUUGACAUUAACUACAUAUGGUGCAGACAUAGAGCAAAAGGACAGACACUUCCAGAAAGGGCUCACCUGGGCUGUCCAGUGGUUCUGGAUGGAGAUGGACCUAAAAUCUCGCAUGUACUAGCCAAGUCCUGCACCCCCGAGCUCCAGCUCCCACCAUUGCUUAUUUAUUCUGUGCUUGAGACAGGUUUCAUUUGAGCCAGGUCACCUUGAAUUUACUGUGUAGUCGAGGAUGCUUGAAACUUAUUUUUAUCUUUUUUUUUGAGACAGGGGUUACUAUGUAGCCUUGGCUGGCCUCAUACUCACAGAGGUCUUCCUGCUUUGACCUACUGAGUGCUGGCAUUGCAUUAAAAGUGUGCUCCACCAUCCAUAACCAGUUAAACUUCUAGUUUUCAAAAAAAGACUUCUUGUAUAUGUGCCCCAGUAUAUGUGUGCCAAUGCAUGCCUGAUGCCCAUGGAUCACCAUAAAACUGGAGUUACAAAUGGUUUGGAGCCACCAUGGGAACCAAAUCCAGGCCCGAAGAGCAAUCAGUGCUCUUAAACACUGAGCCAUCUCUCCAGCUCCAAGCCCUUAAACAAACAGAAAAGUACAUGUGUGGAGAGGUCAGAGGAUAACCUCGGGUUCCAGCCACUUGCCCACUGCUGUGUACAUUAGGCUAGCUUGCCAGUACAUUUCCAGGGAUUUCUCAUUUCUGCUUUCUAGCCUAGGAUAGUGUUGGGAUUACAGAGAUAUGCUUCUGUAUCAAACUUUUGACUCGGAGUCAGGCCCUCACACUUGUCUGGACCACUAGGCCAUCUCCCCAGCCCCACCCCAAACUUCUGGUCCUUUAUAUCCACCCCCUGAGUGCUGAGAUUACAAGUGUGCAAUACCAUGUCAACCUGGAGACAGAAUUUAGGACUUCAUGUAUGCAAGGUAAGCACUCUAUCAACUGAACCACAUCCACAUGUCAACUCCCGCAAUAUCCGCCCCCUUUUGGACAUUCAUGUUCUCUGUCGCCAAAAUCUCAGCAGGAGACAGCUCCCUCCUCCCCCUCCCAACCCCAAAGAAGGUCUGCUUCAACCUGAGGUCCUUUGGAUGCUUUUAUUGCUAGAAUCUGGUCAUAAGUUCUAGGGUGAUCCCAGAAUACCCUGUGGCUAGGAUGCUCUGCUAUCACUGUGGAAAUAAUCACAGGGUAGAUGAAGAUCAUGGUCACAAUUGACAAGGGAUGCCACUCAGUCUCAGAGUUGGGAAUGCUGCUGGCUCACCAGCUUUACAAAUGAGACCAACUGAGGAGGAGCCCACGGCUGCUGGUGACAGAUACACUGAUCCACUCCCCUGCGGUGUGCAGAACACAGUGAGAUAACACCUGGCCACCUGGCAGGGAUGUGCAAAUCCUACCCAGGGCCAAGGGGAAAUCAUCUGAACUUCUAGUCCAAAACAUCAUAGUGUCUGGGGUGGGAUCAGGGCAUAUGAACUGAUGGUGAGCCCACGCAACUCAGGUGGGGUCCUGGAAUGUUCUCUUCAGAGAGUGGGAGCUUAAAGGUCAGCUUUCCUAAAGUGCUCUGAUAUCUCAGUACAAAAAAACACGCACAAAAAAAAAAAAAAAACCCACAAAA